GAACCCGUGGGAAGAGUCUCAUGUGAGAAGAGGCGUUCCGACCGAGUUUGCUACCCCCCCCCCCCCGUCGAGGGGGAGGGUACGGUUGCGUCAUGUGGUACGCGCCGCCGACGUCGUUGUCGGCGAGUCCACGCCUCCUCAAACCGGGGUCCACCCACAACACAAGCCCGUAUCGCUUCGCAUAACGCAUCGACAAUGGCAGACCAAGCGGCCGACACCUCUGCUCCCGUAGCUCCCUUAGAUCCCGCUGCACCGGCUGAAGCUCUUGCUGAAGCUACCGCUACUAUCGCCGAAGCUGCUGCUACUGAAGCGGCUCCCUCGAAACCCGACGCUGAAUCCACUGAAACCGCCGAGGCUGCGCAAGCCGCCGAAAAUGCUCCUGAAGCUGCUCCUGCUGACGCCGCAGCAGCUGAAGCUGCUCCCGCACCCGAACCCGCUUCCGCCGAAGCGCCAUCUGCUGAGGCUAAGCCGGAUGAUUCUGCUGCUCCGGCAGAAGCUGCUAUUCCUACUGAUUUUGUAACUCCUUCUUCUGAAGCUUCUGCGCCGGCGGCGGAGUCUGCUGCCGAACCAGAAGCCCAUAAGGAAGACGCCGCUGAAACAGAAUCUGCUGCACCAGCUGCCGAAUCUGGAUCUGCCGCCGCUGAAGCUGCUCCAGCAGAACCUGAGAAAGAAUCUGAGCCUGCCGCCGCUCCAGCAGAAGCAGCGCCAUCAUCCGAAGCUGCUGCUGAACCGGAAGCUCACAAAGAGGAGGCUGCACCCGCUGAAGCUGCUCCACCAACAGACUUCGCGACACCUUCGGCUGAAGUUGUAGAAAACACGGAACCACGAAAAGUCGAUGAUGCUCCAGCAGAUACUGCCGCAUCAGCUCCAGAAUCAGAAACUAAGAAGGAGGAGGAAGCACCUACGGAAGCUGCACCAGCAGAAGCUGCUGCGCCAGCUUCAGAAGAGGCUACGCCAAGAGAAACUGCUUCCGAACCAGAAACACACAAGGAAGAAGCUGCACCGACGGAAGCAGCUCCUCCAACCGAUUUCGCGACUCCUUCAGCUGAGACAUUAGACGAAACAGAGCCACGCAAGGUAGAAGACGCUGCCGCAGAAGCUGCUCCAGCAGCUGCAGCUGAAGAACCAGCAGCAGAAGCUGCUCCAGCAGCUGCAGCUGAAGAACCAGCAGCAGAAGCACCAAAAGAAGACGCGCCUGCCGCUGAGGCUGCUCCAGAGAAACCUGCGGAAGCUGCUCCGGCGAACGCUGCUAUUCCCACUGAUUUUGUAACUCCUUCUUCUGAAACUUCUGCACCGGCAACGGAAGCUUCUGCCGAACCCGAAGCCGAGAAAGUAGAAACUGCUCCAGCUGAAGCCGCUGCACCAGCGGCUGAAGGCGCUCCUGCAGGUGAGACUGCUCCAGCUGCUGAGGCUCCAGCUGCUGAAGAAGCAGCUCCCGCCGAAGCUGCAAAACAAGAAUCGCAACCAGAAGCUGCUCCUGCAGCGGAAGCAGAAGCUGCUCCUGCAGCGGAAGCAGAAGCUGCAAAAGAAGAACCUUCUCCUAUUGUGAACGCUCCAGUUGCGGAAGGACAGGCCGACCUUGUCGGAGAAGCUGAGGCUGCCGCUACCGCCACCGAAGGAGAUUCCGCUCCUGUGGUCGACGCUGCGCUACAGCAAGCUGCACCAGCCGCAGCCAGUUAAACAUAUUUGAUUGUUGAUUGUAUUACUGUACAAAGUGCCGGAUAAAGUUUGGUAUGAAAAUAGGGGUUUAUACUUUAUUCA
This is a messenger RNA of Cylicocyclus nassatus, 1761 nucleotides long. The record is from the annotation of a GenBank genome assembly. NCBI's taxonomy places the organism in Eukaryota, Metazoa, Nematoda, Chromadorea, Rhabditida, Strongylidae.